UUUUCCCGUUUUCGUUCGCCUGAGAAAUAUGAAACCCUCUUGUUAAACCAUUUCUUUUGUCAACAAAAUCCAGGUAGCCAAGGGAAUUCACAUUCCUGCUCUUCGCGUGGGUGGGAAAUUCAAUGGAAAAGCGAGUUUUCAAUGCCCCAGCAGGUAGGCUUGCCAGCACGUUCCCAAGAAUUCAGAGAAAUCCCAGAUGGUGGUUGAGAUUUUUUCCCGAGAUCAAAGUCUUUUUCGAAAGGUUUUUCAGCUGCCGUGGUUAGUUGUCCUUAAACAUUUGAAGUGAACGGAAUGAUUGGUGUGUUUAUGCGUUUUCUCUGGUCCUUGGCCAUGAUGCAGUGUAUCCAGGCUAGAGUUGCGAUGCGACCUCUUUUCUACGGGCAGGACAGUGCUAUCAUAGUGGACAUCAAUAGAAAGUUUCCACCCAGGUUGGACUCCAAGCUACAAAACGCCCUGUACUACAACAUGCCGGUUUACAAGCUGAUUAAACCCAAUUUACCCACGACCACGACAACCACAACCACAGCUGCUCCAAGUUCGGACUAUCCCGCUGAUCUUGUGGACAUAGCACACAAAAAGUUGGGCCUGAAAAGCCUGCCGAGCAUUGAGGAGCUGGGCGAAAUGAUUGGCACUGAUAAUGUCAGGGAAACCAUCGACUAUGUACGCACCCUGGCCGGUUCUGACGAGGGUCUAGCGCUGAUGAAACAAUAUCUGGACACUUUGAACUUCGAGCAGGUUGAGGAGAAUGUGGCGGAGGCGACGGAGAAGACUGAGGACGACGAUGACGAUGAAAACACCAUGGACAAUGCCAGUUAUUACGAUAUGCCCCAGGAAAAGCCUACAACCAUAGCGCCCACCCCUGAACUAAGCCUUAUGCAGCGCCUCGGUGACUUUAUGGACCAGUAUAUUCCCUGGUCAGGUCAGGUCACCACUUCUGCGACUCCUCAGGUCACGGCUCAGCCAUCUGGGUCGUUCCAGCCCGUUUUUGUGGCUCCUCCCGCGAGCAUGAAACCAUUGCGUCCUAUCCUGGUCAGGCAACCGCUUCCGUAUCACUACCCCAUUCCCCUGCGGCCUGUUGCGUUGCCCACACCAGCACCCAAGCCGCACCUCAACACUCCCCGGCUGCCGGAGGAUGCAGAGUUCAAGUACUCUGCCUUGCCUCCGCACAUCCAGCAGCUCGCCAAGGUGGCCAAUAUUCCGCCCCAGGUCGUGGAACGCUUCCUGGAGCAGCAGCCUAAGCUGGCGGAACUGGCCAAGCGGCUGAGUAACCUGGCACUCAGUCCUGAACAAACCCAGGCCAUGAACUCCCAGGUGCUGAAGGCCGUCCAGAACGCCCUGACCAAGAACGACGAUCUUCAGCGGCUCAUUGAGGCGUCCAAGGCACUUAAGUAGCCCAAAUAUGUAACUAGUCCUAACACCAUUUCAAAGAAAAUAAAUUUCCACCAAACAAACUAAAUACAAUUUCUUAUUUUGGACAUUUUUUUUAAGAAUGAUUAAUUUAAAAAGUAAGGGUAAAUUAUACUUAAACAUAAUCAACUUUAGGAUCAAGAGAAUGGCACAUUUUGUAUGAAAUAUUUUGGUGGUGGCGCAGAAAAGAAUAAAUAUGAAUUAUUUUAAACUUCAA
This is a messenger RNA of Drosophila suzukii, 1624 nucleotides long. It is a transcript of the gene link, whose product is annotated as link. NCBI's taxonomy places the organism in Eukaryota, Metazoa, Arthropoda, Insecta, Diptera, Drosophilidae. The record is from RefSeq and is a predicted model, not a curated record.